GUAAAGUGCUUCUUAUUUCUUGUACGCCAUAGUUUCCUCUCGGUGCUACAUGUAUUUUGGAGAAAGAUUGAAGGACGCGAUAUAUGGAGAAGAGAAACCCAUUCUUAUAGUUCGUUCUAUCGCCUAAAUGCAUAUUGCAAGCUACUCGCCGAUCAUCUUCUUCUCUCGCCUGUGAUCAAAGCCCGUCCAACAGUAUCUUAUCAUCGAGAAGGGUGUCAAAGGAAGCACAGAGGAACCAGGAAGCUCAUCCUUUUAAAAUAACAGCACUCUUCGUCUUCUCCCAAGAUUUUCAUAAGAUUGACCUUCGACACCACCUUCCACGAUCGCCAUUGAAAGAAAAAGAUUGGUGGUGCUGAGCUCGUGAAUUGGGGGCAACAAUGCCAGCACAAAUGAAAGAGGAUGAUUUAGAAGGCGAGCCAUCGUACAGCAGUGAAAAAAACGAAUACGUUCUGGUCAAACUGUCUGAUAUCCGCAAGGAAGUGCAAUGUCCUAUUUGCUUGGGGAUUAUCCGAAAAACAAGGACGGUAAUGGAAUGCCUUCACCGCUUUUGCAGAGAAUGCAUUGACAAGUCAAUGCGUUUGGGGAACAAUGAGUGCCCUGCAUGUCGUACACACUGUGCCAGCCGCAGAUCAUUAAGAGAUGAUCCAAAAUAUGAUGCUCUGAUUGCAGCAAUUUAUCCUGACCUGGAUGAGUAUGAAGAAGAGGAGUUCACUUUGCAUGAAGAAGACAAAUAUCGUAACAAGCAGAUCCAAGCAAGUAUUGCACAAACACUUCAGCGGCAAUUAGAAGCUGUUGCAAGUCGCCGCACCACUGCAAAGGCAACUGCAGCAGCUAUAGUCAGAAAAGCACAUGGAAAAUUUCGAAAUGUUCAGAAUCAAAAUAUAAGCAACAGAGGAGAAAGUAGAAGCAAAAGACAAAGGAAUGAUAUACCUACUGCUGAUGAAGAAAACACAAUGCUGGAGCACUCCACUUCUGGUGAAGAAGAAUCUCAAGAAUACAUGAAGAUAAGAUGUAAAAGAAGAGUUUCAAGAUCUUUAUGUGAAACUUCAGCUAAUAUUGAUAAUAGCAGUGAUGAUCAUGAUGGAGUAGAUCGUUGCCUAGCAGAAGUGAGCAGAGAAAGUACUUUUGCCUCUCAUGGAAGAGGAGGAAACACAGAGGGUUUGGUUUGGGGUAAAAAUGGUGCACGGAGUCAUAUGCGUUAUGGAAGCAUAAGUGGAUCAAAUGGAAAGCAUGCACGAGGCACGCGCAUAAUCAAGAUGGUGGAUUAUCUUUUGUCUAAAGCUCAUGAAGAAGAUGAGAUCGAGUUUGACAUACAAGUGACAUUGUUACCGUUUAACAAUGAUGGAAAUCUUAUAAGUUUGGAGAGCCCAUAUCUCUGCUGCCGCCCAACUGUAUCUGUUCAGCAUUUGUGCAAAUUACUUUCCCUUAAGCUUUCCAUACCAGCUGAAGAUUUAGAAAUUGUUAUGGAGAGAAAAAUAAAUCCAACUGAAACGGGAUCAGAAACUAAAUUACCACAAUUGGGCAAGCUGGGAAAGGGAAAAAGCAUACUUGAUGCCUCAAAGAAUAAAGAAGUGAUCGAGGUGCUUGAUCAAGAAGCAACACUUACAAACAUCUUUAAUUGUAUAGGAUGCCGGGGAAGCCUUGUUUUGAUGUAUCGACGCAGAUUGGAAUGACUUUGUCGUGUGGGCAGUACAUUUCCAAGCACCAAGUUCUCAAUUUUGCAGUUUGUAAACUUGGAGCAACCUGAUUCUGUGCUGUUAGCCAAUGCACGUCCUUGAAAAUAUUGUGAAAGAUUAUGUUGUAAAUUGGGAAUCUUUGUCAAGUAAAUGGUCAAAUUGUCAUUUAUGUACAAAUGGUUUUCUAGACCAAUAUUUUUUGUUUCUUUUAGAGUGUAAGCUUAACAGUUUGAUUUGGAACUGCAUGGGUUUACAUGCUAUUAUCCAUUGAACCGGUUAUAAGAAAUUAGUUUUGUGGUCUGAUACUGUGUCUGUAUAUAUAUCAUUAUAUGCAGUAUAAGGUGGCGUCAUGUAUUUUUUGCUAUCAACAUAUUGAGUUUUGCUCCACUUAACCAACUAUCUUCAACGAGCUGUAUAUAUGUGAACUUUAAUAUUUAUAAAAUUGGCAGCAUUAUGGUUCAUGCCAUUUGAUGUGACCUAAAAAAUUAUUAUA
Cryptomeria japonica (Japanese cedar) is the source of this 2169-nucleotide messenger RNA. RefSeq names its product putative E3 ubiquitin-protein ligase RING1a. The coding region runs from base 378 to 1673 and encodes 431 amino acids. The transcript is spliced from 10 exons. Lineage: Eukaryota; Viridiplantae; Streptophyta; Pinopsida; Cupressales; Cupressaceae. The record is from RefSeq and is a predicted model, not a curated record.